This is a messenger RNA of Coffea eugenioides, 2731 nucleotides long. Its product is annotated as telomere repeat-binding protein 2. Gene Ontology annotation, molecular function: protein binding. Lineage: Eukaryota; Viridiplantae; Streptophyta; Magnoliopsida; Gentianales; Rubiaceae. The transcript is spliced from 10 exons. The record is from RefSeq and is a predicted model, not a curated record. Bases 374 to 2449 code for a protein of 691 amino acids.
GAGAGGUUUUAGCACUCUGUUAAAAAACUCUUGGUUGGUUGGCUGAUUGGUUGGUUUUUCCUUUCUUCUCUACUUCAUUACCCCCAAACCCAGAGAGGUUUUUCCAUUUCCAUCCAAACAAUUCUCCCCUCUAUUCUCCUGACAUGACACAACAGUUUCUCAAUUUCGCUAUUGUGUCUCCUUACAUUAUUUGAGCUCAAAAAAAAAACACCACCAGAAAACGGAAGUACGAUCUUAUUUAUUUUUCCCGCUGUUUUUUUUUUGUACAGAAUAACGUAGGGAGGUUGCUGAUUGAUUUGCGUCGGAUCACACAGGUUUGCUUUAAAGUACUCGUGCAUUGCGUUUCAUGACUUUCUGGCAUGCUUCUUGAGAUAUGGUGUUGAAGAAGAGGUUGGAUUAUGGAUUCCAUGGCUAUCAAAUCCCUGUCAUCCCUAGGGCUCCUCGAUCAGUUAGAAGGAGGGGUCCGCAUAAAAAGUCAGUGGAAGAUCACCAAAUUUGUGCAUUUGAAUUGCUGGCUGCUGUGGCUGGGAAACUGUUGCAGGAGAGUGAAAGCUCUGCUUCUAGUAAUGCAUCAGAAGCUAAGGUUCAACCCUGUCACAUGGAUGGCAUAAAAAAGGAACGGAGUGAAGAAACUAAAGCUUUCAGGACAGAGUGCCUUGAUCAGGGGAGCUGUGUGGAAAGUGCAUUUAUACCUGAACGUGUGGCAGGAGAACAAAAUUUUAAGUCUUCUGUGGAGGAUCAUCACAAUUUAGAAAACGAUUCCAUUAUCACAAGUUCUGAUUUUUCAAAGAAAGUUGAUUGUGAUUUGAAGUUGGGAAUCUGCAAUAACAAAACUGCAGAUGAGGAUAACCACUUUAAAGUAGCGGGUGGCUCCCAUCCCUCACAAAAUAUAUGCAAUGGUAAAACAGAGACUGCAGCUAAAAGACAAGUAGGGGAUGAAACCAAAUGGAGUCAAGAACUAACUGUGGCUAACUCUCCCAAUGUAAAGCAUCAAGUCGGGAAGUGUAUGAAUAGUAAAACAGUGAUUAACUCAGAUAGUAGUGUACAGUUGUCCUUGUACAGGGACCCUGUUUCUAGUGCUUCUUUUCCCAAGCACAGGAAUAAUGUAAAUUUAGGAAUUAGAGAUGAUGACGAUAAUUCUUUUGGGUUCAAUAAGUUAAGCACCAAGUUUAGGGCCUUCAGGCCUCAAGCACGCAAUGGCUACCGAAGGAUUAGGAAGAUGCUGCAAUCGAAAUACUGGAGAGUUGCACCCAAGUUGAGAGAUUAUGAAGUUUCAAAUACCAAUGAAGGAAUGAGGUCAUUUUACCGAAACAGAAAAUUUAUUCACACAAGGGAUAGAUGUCAACAUGAAGCACCGUCCAAACGAAGGAAAUUGAGUGGUCGUAGAUUUGUAGUUGCAUAUGACCAGGAAGCUAGUAGUGAAAGUAUUUCUAAUUCUCCUGAGAAGGGAGAAUAUAGGAGAUCAGAUGGUGUCUUAGAUAAAGCAAAUGGGUCAUCAACAGCUGUGAAAGUUCAUAAAAAAUCUAAGGAUUCUAGUGUGAAAUUUAGCAUAAAGUCCUUCAAGGUGCCAGAGCUCUAUAUUGAGGUUCCUGAAACUGCUACAGUUGGUUCGCUGAAGACAACAGUGUUGGAGACCGUGACCGCAAUACUUGGAGGUGGAGUGCGGGUUGGGGUUGUCCUGCAAGGAAAGAAAGUCAGGGAUGAUAAUAGAACUCUGCAACAGGCCGGAAUUUCUCAUGGUGGCAACCUUGAUUCUUUGGGAUUCAUUUUGGAGCCUAAUUUUACUCAAGUAAUUGAGCCUUCUAAAGAUUCUCCUCAGCGGUUGCAACAUGAUACCGAUGAAAAAUUCGUCAGGCCUCCAGCCAGUCCCCUUCAAAAUUCUGGACCAUCCAAUGCUGCGAUUGACCCUCUUCCUGCGACUAAGAUGGAAAAGCAGAACGUAUCUAACCAUGAAAUCAUUCUCUCUCCUAAGACCCCUGUAAUGGACUCCAAAGCAGUAGAUGGGGCUGGGACAGAGUCUAAAGCAUUGGUUCCAGUUGCCCCAGUGGGUGCAGAGGCACUAGCAAUGGUUCCCGUGAGCCAGAAAAUGAAACGCUCUGAAGUUUCACAGCGUAGAACUAGGAGGCCAUUUUCUGUUGGUGAAGUGGAAGCGCUGGUUGAAGCUGUAGAGAUACUUGGAACUGGGAGGUGGCGUGAUGUUAAAAUGCGUGCUUUUGACAAUGCAGAUCAUCGAACCUAUGUUGACUUGAAGGAUAAAUGGAAAACUUUGGUCCAUACAGCGAGCAUUUCUCCACAGCAAAGAAGAGGAGAGCCUGUGCCUCAGGAGCUUCUGGACCGAGUUUUGUCUGCCCACUCAUAUUGGUCUCAACAUCAGUCUAAGCAACAUGGGAAGCAUCAAAUUGACCCCCUGCAGAUAAUGGAUGCACAAGCAGAAAAGUAUGAGGCUUGAAGUUUCAACCUGUGAGCAUGUAAAAAUUUGUGGUAGGAAAUGAAAACCCCAAAAUGUAAAAAGAUUGUGAAAUUUUAUUGUAGCAUUGUCACACUCACUGUCACUGAUUUAUUGCCAGCCUAAUUUCUUUGAGUAGGGGUGGGCUGGCACAUGUAAAUGAUGAAAUAAAGGUUGCACUUACAAGAAUUUAGCAGCGACUCCUGAUUCAUUAUUCUAUUCUUUGAACAUAGUUGUAGAACAAAGGUGAUUGGCACGAAGAGAAUGAAAGUGCACGUUGUAACA